GAAAAGCACACGCUUGUUAUGUUGCAACCAUUUUAGCACAUGUGAUAAAACUUUUUUUUAACAGUGCCGUGACAGACUAUACAAAUUUUAUACCGUAUAUUGUAUGUUAAUACAUUUUAGCAGUGUUAAAUAUGGGCAUUAUUGAUGUACCGAGACUGAGAUUGUAGGCUGACACAGGCAUACGGACUGCUGUGACAAACUAGUCACAAUGUUUUCCUUAUGCCGGCGAUAUAAAGAUGAACACGAACAUGGCGGCACGCAAAUCAAGGGUGGCUAUAUGCUGCGAUACAAACGGAAAUACUUAUGGAACACGUGGACGGAAGAGUGGGUGGUGCUUUACGAUGACUCCACUAUGGCAUGGUUCAAGGACGCAUCAGGCAAGUGCAUGGCAACACAAAAACAUCUGGUGAAGGAGUGCCCCGAGAUGCUCGCAAUCUCGACCUGGACCGGGCAGGUUCCCAAACGCCCAACGCUUCCACCUGGCGCGCGAUUAUCACAACUCAUGGCUCUUGGCUCUCGAAGAAAUCCUGGCCAUGUCGUAUGGAUGCUGGCCAAGUCUGACUCCGAAAUGAAAGAAUGGAUGGCUGCAAUCACAAGAACGCUUCCACCACCGCCUCACAUCGAGCUCGUAAUGUCGAUGCCGUACCUCCGCACCGCCUUCAAGAGACCAACAGUUAGAGUGCGUCCAACGACAUCAUCAGAAAUGUAUGCGCGUGCAUCGCUCAACGGGGUCAGCGCUUUGGACGGACGGGGUCUGGUAGCAGUCAUCAAGCGCCAGGUCCCGCUGGCGGGUCAACUGGACCACGAGCUGUCGUGGGGACAGGGCUGGGGAUGGGUCACUCUACCCAAUGGAGUGUGGAGCGGACGUUUGACAUGGUCACAAGAAGGUGAGGACUUCGCGCUCCACGCAAUGCCAAUUAUGCAUCACACCAACGUUUCUCAAGCUUGCUCCAUGCUCGACGGCGUGACAGCCUACGAAGCAUCAGCCUACGAGCAAGCCCUUGCUGAAUACGACGACACUGCCACUACAUCUGACGACUGGGACUUCGGAGUAGACUGCGGAGAUUUCAUGAUGUAACUUCGUAUUGAGUACACUGGUGGUUUUGAUUUGCUACGCUAUAACAGUGGAGUAGCAUAUUCGCAAUUCUGUUUUGGGAAAGAAAUAUUUUGUGAUAUUGGGUUCUUUAAGAUAGUACAUAAUCAGUACAAUCUUCUGGUGGGAAAUGGUCCUUAUGAUAAAACGAUUGCGGCAUUAUUGCUCAAGUAUUUGAAUUAUGAUCUGUGCUGGUCACGAGUCACGAUGGAAUUUCUAAUGUGCCAAAAUAAAAUCUAUUUGCAAAUGGAUGUCUUAUGACUUUUGUAUUUCUGCAUUUUACGAAACAAUAAUAAAUAAUAAAUUAUUAAUAUUAGAGAAAUAAUGUUCGGAAUAUUAAACUGGCUCAAAGGGAUAAUGCUUGUACUAGAUGCAUGCUCUUUAGUCGUAACUGUGUUUGUAAUAGAAAAGAUGUGUGUAGCCAUUAAAAUAUAGAUCAGUAUUCUAUUCAUGGACUGCAACACGUAGACCAGGUAUCGUAAAGUUAGACAUAGAUUUUAAAAGCACAGAAAUAGUUUCUCUGUUGGCUGAUCCACACAUUCUCUUCUAACCUUCUUUGUUUUAUUCUUUCAGGGGUGUUACAAACACUUAGUUAAAAAUGUCGUAAAACCUCAUACCCUUUUUAAUAAAUCCGUUUACUUUAUACCCUAUUUAAAUUGUCCAAAAUUUUUGAAAUUUUUUACUUGUAUCAGGGUAUUUUAUACA
Messenger RNA from Pararge aegeria (speckled wood butterfly), 1798 nucleotides. RefSeq lists its product as uncharacterized. The record is from RefSeq and is a predicted model, not a curated record. The transcript is spliced from 9 exons. The coding region runs from base 209 to 1078 and encodes 289 amino acids. Gene Ontology annotation, biological process: regulation of cell differentiation. Gene Ontology annotation, cellular component: membrane. Lineage: Eukaryota; Metazoa; Arthropoda; Insecta; Lepidoptera; Nymphalidae.